Messenger RNA from Zea mays, 3991 nucleotides. RefSeq names its product F-box/LRR-repeat protein 15. The record is from RefSeq and is a predicted model, not a curated record. The transcript is spliced from 17 exons. Bases 415 to 3450 code for a protein of 1011 amino acids. Gene Ontology annotation, molecular function: protein binding. NCBI's taxonomy places the organism in Eukaryota, Viridiplantae, Streptophyta, Magnoliopsida, Poales, Poaceae.
AGUCUAUAGCACAAAUAUGGCCGCGCCCCAUCACCUCUGUCUCGAGCCGUCCCUCUCAAUCCCCCGCACCCUCUCUCCCUGAGCGCUCGCGAGCCUGCGGCCACCACCGCCGUCUCCACGCCGCGCAGAUCCGCCCAGCCGGUUCGGCCCCACUCGAGAAUACGUGUACGGACGCAGGCCCCGCCCACCUCGCCGAGGACUCGCUCCUGUGUCGUGCGCGCCAGCACUACCGGUGGCCGUGCGCGGCUGGGCCGUGCCGAUUCGACCGAAUCCGGUGGAAUUCACCGUGCCGUGGUGUCAAAUCGGUGAGCUCCGUUGGGUUACGCGUGGGUGGAGGCUCGUUCAGGUCUGGGCGGCCGUAAGUGGCGCCGGGCAUGGUUCUAGGGUUUGGUUUUGGUCUUUUGGCGUGAGGGCAUGGCGGAUGGGGGCCGGAUGAAGGGCGUACAGAGCGCUGGCGGUGGCGCCGGUGACGACGAAGAGGGGAAUGAGGAGGUGCGAGAGGAGCCGGAACUCGCGCUGUCGCUGGGGCGGCGAGUCUGGCACCUCCCGCCGCGGCAGGAGGCCGCUCCCCGCUCACUUAACUGGACUCCGGUUCUGCCGGAGUGGAACCCCGACGCCGCUGGGAGCUCGCAGGGUGUGGAAAGGGCCUUGGGCGGACAAUCCAUCUCUUCUCUUGGGUUCCAUGACAUGUUUGGUGGUAUCCUAGACGAUCCCCAAGCGGGUGGCAGUAUGGAGGUUGGGUGGGGCAAGCUGAACGAAGAGGAUGAAGACAGAGACCUGCAGAAUAAACGGCUCAGAGUACGACACUUUGGCGAAGAAAACCCACUGCAUUCUGGUGCCAGUGCUACUCCCUUUGGCUCUGAAUCGUCAUUUUUGCCCAUUUCUGAUGAAUGUGUUCAUUUAAAGCUGUCUCGUUUCCCAGAACAUGAAUUGGAAUUUGGGUUGUCACUUUUCGCAAAUGAUGGUAGUGAGAGCCCAAGGGAUGCCAAUAAUGAGCAAGUCGAUGAUGCAGAAAACUCCGGUGGAAGAAAUUCUGUGGAUGUUGGAAUAAGAAUGGAUCUCUCCGAUGAUUUCCUGCACAUGAUUUUCUCUUUCUUGGACCAGAAGGAUUUAUGCAGAGCAGGUGUGACCUGUAAACAGUGGCGAUCUGCUAGUGUGCAUGAUGAUUUUUGGAAGUGUUUGAAAUUUGAGAACACUAGCGUAUCACUGGAGAACUUUGUUAAUAUUUGCCGUCAUUACCAGAGUGUCACAGAACUCAAUUUGCAUGGUGUCAUAAAUGCAGAAACACUAGUUCUGGAAGCAAUAAUGUUUUUAAGGCAUCUGAAGACAUUAACAAUGGGCAAGGGACAACUGGGAGAAUCAUUUUUUCAAGCUUUGGCUGAGUGCCCAUUAUUGACUGCUUUAACAGUAAACGAUGCUUCUCUUGGGAGUGGCAUUCAAGAAGUAACUGUUAAUCAUGAUGGACUGCGUGAGCUUCAUAUUUUGAAGUGCCGUGCACUUAGAAUAUCUGUCAGAUGUUCCCAACUUCAAAUACUGUCUUUGAGGCGAACAGGCAUGGCUCAUGUAUCACUGAACUGUCCUCAGUUGCUUGAGUUGGACUUCCAAUCCUGCCAUAAGCUUUCUGACAAUGCGAUUCGCCAAGCUGCUACAGCUUGCCCAUUGUUGGCAAAACUAGACAUGUCAUCUUGUUCUUGUGUUACUGAUGAGACAUUGCGUGACAUAGCUAGCUCAUGUCCGAGUCUUUCUGUUCUUGAUGCAUCAAACUGCCCCAACAUUUCAUUUGAGUCCGUGAGGCUUCCAAUGUUAAUAGACUUGAGACUUCUAAGUUGUGAAGGAAUCACAUCUGCUUCGAUGGCUGCAAUAGCUUAUAGCCGUCUGCUUGAGGCACUACAGCUUGAUAAUUGCAGCCUGUUGACAUCAGUGUCUUUGGACUUACCACAUCUUAAGAAUAUAAGUCUCGUGCACUUACGCAAAUUUGCUGAUUUGAAUUUGCGAAGCCCUGUGCUUUCUUACAUCAAAGUUUCCAGAUGUUCGGCACUCCAUCGAGUUAGCAUAACAUCGACUACACUUCAGAAAUUGGUUCUUCAAAAACAAGAGAGCUUAUCCAGUUUGUCAUUGCAAUGCCACAACUUGAUUGAUGUGGAUCUUACUGAGUGCGAGUCAUUAACAAAUGCGGUUUGUGAAGUAUUUAGUGAUGGAGGUGGUUGCCCUAUGCUAAGAUCAUUGAUCCUUGACAAUUGCGAGAAUUUGAGCAUUGUAGAACUGAACAGCAGUUCUUUGUCCUGCCUCUCUCUUGCUGGUUGCCGCUCGAUGACAUUGUUAAGACUCUCAUGCCCAAAUCUGCAACAUGUCAAUCUUGAUGGCUGUGAUCACCUUCAAAGUGCAGCAUUCUGUCCAGUGGGUCUCGAAUCCCUAAAUCUGGGAAUUUGUCCAAAACUGAGUGUUCUUCACAUUGAGGCUCCAAAUAUGUCUAUAUUGGAGCUGAAGGGUUGUGGUGUGCUUUCCAAGGCUUCCAUCAAUUGCCCUCGCUUGACUUCGUUGGAUGCCUCUUUCUGCAGGCAGCUUGUGGAUGAUUCUCUGACUUGUAUGUCAGAGGCAUGUCCUAUGAUUGAACAUCUUAUUCUGUCAUCAUGCCUAUCCAUUGGCAUCGAUGGAUUGUCCUCAUUGCAUUGCCUUCAUAAGCUGACCUUGCUUGACCUGUCUUAUACCUUUUUGGACAACUUGAAGCCUGUUUUCAACAGUUGUCUGCAGUUGAAGGUGUUAAAACUUUCAGCUUGCAAGUACCUCAGUGACUCAUCAUUAGAUGCCCUCUACAGAGAGGGUGCUCUUCCAUUGCUUGUUGAGCUAGAUCUGUCCUACUCGUCCAUUGGACAGAAUGCGAUAGAAGAUCUUCUUGCUUGUUGUACUAAUUUGGUUAAUGUGAACUUGAAUGGAUGUACAAACUUUCAAGAAUUGGUGUGUGGGUCAGAUGAUAGCAGUUGUGUCGAUAUGCCAGUUGACUUUUGUGCACCUAGUUCAGCAAUCAAGAGUGAAGAGAUCAGUGAGCGAUCUGGUCGCCUCCUUGAAGUUCUCAAUUGUACUGGGUGCCCUAAUAUCAAGAAAGUUGUUAUUCCUUCAAUAGCGAACUUUCUACAUUUGUCCAAAAUUAAUCUUAAUCUUUCGACCAACUUGAAGGAAGUGGAUUUGACAUGUCCCAAUCUUUUAACGUUAAACUUGAGCAACUGUAGCUCACUGGAGGUGCUGAAGCUUGAUUGCCCAAGAUUGUCCAAUCUCCAGCUUCUGGCAUGCAUCAUGUUGCAAGAGGAGGAAUUAGAAUCUGCAAUAUCCCUUUGUAGUGCGUUGGAGUUCCUUAAUGUGCAUUCUUGUCCAAAGAUCAAUGCUUUGGAUUUUGGCAGACUCCGUUUGGGUUGCCCCAGUCUGAAGCGCAUCCAGAGCAGCCUCAUCUCAUAAUACAGAGGCUGCUACCAUAUAAAGGAGGGCAAUUCAUGCAAUAAGCCGCUGUUCAGAGUUGAAGAAAAAAACAAGGGGAUGUUUGGUUUCUAGGGACUAAUUUUUAGUCCCUACAUUUUAUUCUAAUUUAGUCUCUAAAUUGCUAAAUAUGAAAACUAAAACUCUAUUUUAGUUUUCGCAUUUGGCAAUUUAGGAACUAAAAUGGAAUAAAAAUAUAGGGACUAAAAAUUAGUGCCUAGAAACCAAACACCAAGUCAGGAAAGCUCUCUCCUUAGAGCUCUUGUACAUAGUACCCAAGCAUUGCCGGUAUAUUGCAAGGCAUGGUAUAUUAGGAGCCAGGGGCAAUGAUAUCCUAUUUUUCCAGUCCAUUCAUGUUGCUGAAUAAGUAUUUUUGUGAAUCUGUUUUGUUGCCGGAGGUAACAAAAUAUCUGUUCAUGUUUUUUUUUCUGUAUUCGUUGGAAGUGUACCGAUGGAGCUAUAUGCUGGUUUAUAUGCAUCAAUAAUCUUGUUUGGAUAUAGAAUUUUGGAACCGCUUUGCUAA